Tachysurus vachellii is the source of this 2400-nucleotide messenger RNA. It is a transcript of the gene spg21, whose product is annotated as SPG21 abhydrolase domain containing, maspardin. Gene Ontology annotation, molecular function: CD4 receptor binding. Gene Ontology annotation, cellular component: cytosol; trans-Golgi network transport vesicle. Bases 88 to 1023 code for a protein of 311 amino acids. The record is from RefSeq and is a predicted model, not a curated record. Lineage: Eukaryota; Metazoa; Chordata; Actinopteri; Siluriformes; Bagridae. The transcript is spliced from 9 exons.
CAUGUUCGAUGCGGAAGUCAACUGUCAUAUGACUGCAAAAGAAAGCUAAAAUGUCGCUAAUCCGCGGAUGACAAUUUUCGCUAAAAGAUGGAGGAGAUAAGACUGUCUCCUGACUACAACUGGUUUCGAAGCUCAGUGCCCCUCAAAAGAAUUAUUGUGGACGAUGAUGAUAGCAAAGUUUGGUCACUGUAUGAUGCCGGGCCGAAAAGCAUCAGGUGCCCAAUCAUCUUCCUUCCUCCUGUGAGUGGCACGGCUGAAGUUUUUUUCCAGCAAGUGUUGGCUCUUUCUGGCUGGGGUUAUCGUGUCAUUUCGCUCCAGUACCCAGUCUAUUGGGAUCUUCUGGAAUUUUGCGAUGGAUUUAAGAAACUUCUAGACCACUUGCAACUUGACAAGGUGCACUUAUUUGGUGCUUCCUUGGGAGGAUUUCUGGCUCAAAAAUUUGCAGAGGUCACUCACAAAUCCCCUAGAGUGCAUUCUCUGAUUCUGUGCAAUUCAUUCAGCGAUACAUCUAUUUUUAACCAAACUUGGACCGCUAACAGUUUCUGGCUAAUGCCUGCUUUUAUGCUUAAGAAGAUUGUUCUUGGGAACUUUGCCAAAGGACCUGUUGAUCCCAAAAUGGCAGAUGCCAUUGACUUUAUGGUGGACAGACUGGAGAGCCUGAACCAGAGCGAACUGGCAUCCCGACUCACGCUGAACUGCCAAAACUCCUACAUCGAGCCUCACAAAAUAAAGGAUGUUUCAGUUACCAUUAUGGAUGUAUUUGAUCAGAGUGCUCUGUCGAAUGAGGCUAAGGAGGAAAUGUAUAAACUGUACCCGAAUGCCAGGAGGGCUCACCUCAAAACCGGCGGCAACUUUCCCUACCUUUGUCGAAGUGCCGAAGUUAACCUUUACAUCCAAAUACAUCUGCGACAGUUCCAUGGGACGAGAUACGCCGCCAUCAAUCCUGCUAUGGUUAGUGCAGAGGAACUUGAGGUCCAAAAGAGCAAUCUGAAUAACAUUAAAGAGAGCGAUGAUGAAUCAUAAGGAGAUAAACCACCCACCCCAACCCACAGCCUACACUGAGCCGAUUACAGAAGCUUUGACUCUCUUUAAGUCAGCGCUAUACAUCAGAAGCCGGGAAAAACCUUCUUUUGGCCUCAUGUUUUUUCUACAAUGGAUUCAAUCAAAAAUGAUGAACAUAAAGAGCCUAUUUUUACUUUCUAGAAACAAUAUUUUGAUAAGUAUUAUUACUGUAAAUAAUUGGAGACUGGGUACUUGGUCUUAUUUCACAGGAUGUUAUUUUGAACUGGUUGCCUUAUACCUUGUAUAUGAUUAGGUUGUUUUUUUUCUUUUCAUAUUUCAUAUUUUCGCACUUUUGUUUUGUUACUGUAACUCAUGCACUGAUUAAAGGUACAGCUUACACAUUUCACAGGUUUGGAAGCAUGGGAAAGAUUAUUGACAAAUUUGUUAUAGUCAGUAAAAAUUUCCAGCUUCAGCUGAAUCAUUGAAAUGUUACUAUUAAAUUACUUAAAAAAAUAAUUUAGAGCUAAAAUACACAAUGUUCAGCUGAUUAGCCAGGACGUGCUUGGAGAUUUGGUUUGGACUGGAUCUAGAAAGCCCUAAAAAAUUCGAAGCCUGUCUCACCACAUUUUUUUUUUCCACUCUAAACAUUUACCAAUCUUCUCUGUAACAUGAUGGAGACCGUCAUCUAGGACAAUCCAAUUUAUCAUUGUGUAUUUGGUCAAAGUUUUCAUUACUCAUGUAUACAUCAUGUCUCAACCACUGCAAAAUUUAAGAUGUAGAGAAAUAUGCACAAUAAUACUAAAUCAGUUACUUAUUAAAAAAAUCACAUAGCAGAUGAAUGUUUUUGUAGCAAGUGUUGGAGGAUUUUACGGAAAAGACUUUGGGUGAGAGAGACUUCGUUUACUGAGUAAGCUAUAUUAAAGAUUGUAGCUCCUGUGCAACAUGUGCAGUUACAUCCAUUUGUAGUACAGUAAGUGUAGAAAUUAUUAACUGACCAAUUUCUUUCUAAGGUGUGUGCACAGGAUUAAAAAAGAGUGGAUCUCUUCCACUUCAUUUCUGCAGGCUAAUUAUAAUAAGCAUGGCUUGAAUUCACUGUGAAUAUUCUUUGUGAAGUUUUCAUUUAAAUCGGUUUAAGCUUUUGCGAUGAACAGAAAAUGUCACACAUGGCUUAAGAUGUGAUUCAAGGUUAAGUAACUUAAGAUGCUUCUUAAUUUAGUCAGUAAUGAACAAAGUAAUUUAUUUUCAGCUGUAUGUAUGCAAAUGCACAUUGCUAAUGUUUUUUUUUUCCCUCCCUCGUGAGGAUCAUGUAUGAACACUGAAGAAGGACAGGUCGCUUGAGACAACUUCAGAUUCAGUAUUUUUAUUACACAAAUUAAAAAAACUCUCCCUGUGACUAUA